Molecule: messenger RNA, 4012 nt
Organism: Clarias gariepinus (North African catfish)
Lineage: Eukaryota; Metazoa; Chordata; Actinopteri; Siluriformes; Clariidae
Gene: armc3
Product: armadillo repeat containing 3
Exons: 18
Coding region: 75-2585 (836 amino acids)
Molecular function (GO): protein binding
Source: RefSeq, a predicted model, not a curated record
UUUGUUUCCUUAGCAACCGUAAAAUAAACACAGGCAAACGAGGACUGUUGCGAACUUCCUGGAGGGUCCAAUGCAUGUAUGACAGAAUGGGGAAAAAAGUAAAGAAGGAAGAUGAACCCCAACCCAAAAAUUCAUUUGAACCCCUGCCCAUUGAGAGCAAGAGCGCUGCAACAGUGAUUCUCAUGCUUCAGUCUCCUGAGGAAGAUGUGCUGGUCAAAGCGCUUGAAUCCAUCCGUAGAUUCGCAGAGAAAGGUGAUGAAAACAAGAGCUCUUUGAUGUCUUUGGGCGCAGUGGAACCACUCACUUGCCUAAUCAAACAUAAUGAUAAAGCUGUUUGCAGAAACGCCUUCGUAGCUCUGGGAGUCAUGAUUUCAGACAAUGAUGUCAAACGACUAAUCAAGAGACUAAAUAUUAUUCCGUCUAUCAUCGUCAAACUGGCACCAGAAGAAGACGUUAUCAUCCAUGAAUUCGCCACUCUGCUUUUGGCGCAUCUGUCUGUGGACAUCACAUGUCAGGUUCAGAUCUUUGAGAAUGAUGGACUGGAACCUCUGAUUCAUCUUCUCUCCAGCCCUGAUCCUGAUGUAAAGAAAAAUUCUGUCGAAUGCAUCUAUAAUCUUGUUCAGGAAUGUUCUAGUCAGGUGGCAGUGCACAAGUUGAAUGGACUCCCCCCACUACUGGAGCUGCUGAGCUCUGAAUUUCCCGUCAUUCAGCAGUUGGCUCUGCGCACUCUAGAGUGCAUCAGUACAGACAGAGACACUCGCAUCGCAUUCAGAGAACAGCAAGGAUUUCCUCGACUCAUGGAAGUCCUAGAGAAUAAAGAGUUUACUGACCUGCAUGUGGAUGCUCUCAAAGUCAUCUCAAACUAUAUAGAGGAUGCUGAAUCCAUGCAACUUAUUCAGGGGAAUGGAGGCCUGGAGAAAUUGCUGCAGUUUAUCAUUACACCAGCCACUCAUGACAUUCAAGCUAGCGCGCUUAAAGCUAUCAGCAGAGCUGCACAGCGUGGUGAAAAUCGAAAGAUCCUGCAUGAGCAAAAUGUUGAAAAGGCCAUCACUGAAUCACUUGCGGUGGAGAGUGACAGCGUACGUACUGCUGCAUGCCAAGCUGUGUCGACAAUGUGCAAGGACCUGAGCAGCAAAGACACUUUCAGAGAAUUCGAUGGGAUCAUGUCUAUUGUGCAGCUGCUGAACACUAGAACUGAAGGAAAUGAGUUAAAAGAGGUUGCAUCAGAAGCAUUAUCACACCUUACCCAAGGAAACCAACUGAACGCAUAUGCUGUUUAUGAAGCGGAAGGGGACAAACUUCUUAUUCAGGUCCUACAGAAUGGCUCUCUCGCAGCAUUAAAGCAUGCAGCGGCUGUUCUAAACAACAUGGCUUCACAGGAAGUGCUUCGCUGUAGCAUUCACUCUCAUGGCGCUAUGCAGGCCCUGCUGAGACCCCUCCACUGCCAUGAUAAACCCACGCUCAUGAGCGCCCUCCAUGCUGUAGCUGCACUCGCUUGUGAUGCAGAAGGAAGGGCUGAGUUAAGAAAUGCUGGAGGUCUGAAACAAUUGGUUAACCUGCUGGCAUCAAAGGACGCUGAAAUCCGUCGAAAUGCAUGCUGGGCAGUUACUGUGUGUGCUAAUGAUGAACCAACAGCCACUGAAAUGUACAGAUUUGGGGCUUUGGAGAUUCUCCAGGAGAUCAACUGCUCACUGACCCGUAAGAAUAAGUUCAGUGGGGUAGCCCUGGAGAAGCUGUUGAAUAGUAACCUCUCGGUGAAAUACAGCCUUACAGGACAUCUCCUGUCCACUGAUAUCACUACUGAUGGCUUCUAUGAUCCAGGACAGACCAGACAAGGUCACAGGGUUCCUGAUCUUGAAGAUAUUGCAAAGCAGGUUAUCAACCAGCAGCGAGCCAUCAUUGUAGUUAAUGGAAAACCUCCAGCUAAGAUGGUUACUGAUUCACCAGAGAAGGGGCAGCAGGAGAUUCCUACAGAAACUCACACCUCACCUUUACUGAGCAGGAAAGGAAGCAUCAGAGCUGUUAGUAAAUCAAAAGGCAAAGUAUUGCCCGAGGACGAGAAACCGAGAAAUGAUGAUCAGCAACCCCAGCAGGAAGCGGUAGUAGAGAAGCCAUGGACAUUGCCAUAUGAUCCUCAGCUCAACAGUCUCGUCUCAGAGACAUUCAAAUCCAUCUUGCCCUUACAAGACGAGGCGGAAGUGUACAUUGCUCUGGCUAAGUUGGUAUGUGAUGCAAUGGGGGGGCCGGUAGAUAUUGAGAAACAACAUGAUUUCCUUUGGGAGCUUCACCUGAGUGAGCUGAAGGUUGAGAUGCAGUCAAACAUCAUUCCCAUUGGCAAGAUCAAAAAGGGAACGUACUACCACAGAGCGCUACUCUUCAAGGUUUUGGCUGACAGAAUUGGCUUGAGCUGCAGUUUGGAGAGAGGACACUACAGUCGUGCAUGGAAUGAAGUUCGGCUUCCCUUAACCACCACAAGAGCUGGAUUUUGCCCUUCACUUCAGACUUACAUCAUAGAUCUCAUGCACAAACCAGGAACCCUUAUGAAGUCUGGCACACCUGCUGCCAUACAGUACCAGACAAUCUAAAAAAACACAUUAGUUUAAAGGUUACAGCUUUCCUUUAGCACUUGCUGGUCUAUACUCCAUCCAUGUACUCGUGACUUUAAGAUAAUCCUGAUUAAUCAACCAUUAAUUCUCCUCCUGGAUUAUGAUAUGUUGUUAUAACCUGUAUGAUCCUGUAUUUCUGGCAGGGAUAACCCCUGAAGAGUGUCUCGUGCCCAUGGACACAUUGGGUUUCAUUUUUGUAUUUGAACUUAAUUUCCCAGGGUUCACUGCGCUAGAGUCAUGUCAGUUAUUUUCACCUGUAACUAGUAAGGUUCCCUGUUUAGUGUCAUUAUCUUGACUUUAAACUCCCUUGGUAUCUAGCACCCUUGGUUAGUUAGUGACAGAAUGCGAGACCUACAUUGAGGCAUAGGGAAUGAGUCUCCUCUAACACCCUUUUGCAGUGGACUUUGCAGACAUCUGCCUCACCAUCCGGUGCCAAAAAGUAAUGUGGAGCGCAUAGGAUAGAGAAGUGAGAUCCACCAUGGUGACCCGGAGAGAGACUGGGAGAGAUGAGUGAGCAAUGCAGCAGAGCUCUGAGCAGGUUCUCGCCUUGCAAUAAAAUGUGUGCCUCUUAAAACUGUGUUCAUGGUAAGGUGGCUCCCUGUAACGACUGCAAGAAAGGGACUAAGGAGUCUGAGCGCAACAGUGUCCAGCCUGAGAAGAACCCAGUACUAAGUAGUGACUGAGGGCAGAUCGUGAGAACCAUUGGCAGUGGCUGUGUGCCAUUCUCAGCUAUGUGCUAGGGAGGUGCUUCUGGAUUAGAGAGUGGUGCUCUUCUUAUCGUGCUUGCGCUGCCACCAGGAUUUUAGCAUUUUUUGUGUUUGUGUUUGUUUCCUCCCCUGCUCGGGUUCGAAGACUUUGUGUUUGCUCCAUCACCCAAAUUUGUAGAGAUUGUGUUUGGUCCGUCAUCUAUAUUUGAGGACUUUCAAGUUCCAAUUCCAGUCUUAAUCUUAUGCUUCCCUUUAGACCACAGAUACCAUUCCAAGCCCUCACCCCAAUGCCCUGUACUUCAGCCUUUGGCUCUGGAAAAACUUUUUCGGGGGAAUGUCCUGAACCACUGGUGGCGCUCCAAAAUAGCACCCUUUGUGAGGGAUAUCCUCUGGAGGACACCUUGCACCCAUGGACUCUUUGUGCUUCAUAUUUGCAUUUGGACUUUAUUUCCCAGGUUGCACUGCACUAGAGUCAUGUCAGUUGUUUUUACCUGCACCUAGUUGAGUUCCCUGAUUAGUGUCAUUAUUUAAGCUCCCAACUGUUAGGUUUUGUUUCUUUUCUCUUCAUCACUGUUUGGUUUAUUGAUGUCUAGGUAAUCUAUGUACUUGUUCAUAUUUGUUUACAUUAAUUGAUUAAAUGUCUUAAGAACUCUAACAAUUUUACUAUGAUGGUGACAUAACUGAAAUAAAAAUCUUCUA